Drosophila busckii is the source of this 1892-nucleotide messenger RNA. RefSeq names its product formin-2-like. The record is from RefSeq and is a predicted model, not a curated record. Lineage: Eukaryota; Metazoa; Arthropoda; Insecta; Diptera; Drosophilidae. Bases 1174 to 1671 code for a protein of 165 amino acids. The transcript has 2 exons.
AGCAACAUGACAUUACCGCCAGCAACAUUUACAGUUAUUGCAGCGGCUGCAACUAACAACAAUCGACAGCAACAGCAGCAGCAGCAGAAAAAACAGCAGACGCCGCCACAACAGCAGCAAACAAACAAUUGUCGAAUUAGUUAGCCAAUUGUUCAACAAGUCAGUUUGUGUAUAUUCAUUAUCUUAUCGGGGCAGUGGUUUGUAUUUUUCUAAGGAUUUGUGGCAUGAAAAUAUAUUUGCAAUGACAUAAACAUUGAACUAGUAUAAAAUGACAAGUUGGGCAAGUUAACAAACUUAGUUAAGCGACAAAACGAAAGCGCAGCGCACAGCAAAAUGCCGAGCCAGCUAACAAUCGAGGAAAUAAAUGUAAAUGAAACAUUAAGCGAAAUGACGCCAACAGCCAGCAAACGCAAUUUGCAGCAGCAACAAGCAACGAAUGAAACAACAAUAAAUUUGGAUAUAUGCGAAAGUGAUGGCGAAGUUGUUAUAACAGAGACUGAGACGGUGGUAAAGCAGCCACAUAAACAUCACAAGCAUCAUCAUAAACAUCAUCAUCAGCACAAACAAGAGUCGCCAGUGCCGCCACCUUUGCCACAAAGCGCGCCGCCUCAGCUGACGCCCACCGCGGAGCUAACACAACUGGAGUGGCAUACGGAUUUGGAUGCGGACGAGCUGCCGCCGCAACAGUCAGCGCCAACAGUCAUAAAGCUCAAUCAGCCAAGCACACAGUGCAGCGAAUUGCCACAAGCAGCAGCAACAGCAGCAGCAAACCCAACGACAACCAACGCGCCACAGCCAGCAACCACAGCAGCAAUCAACGCUGAGCUGCUGCUCGUUGGUGUGGUUACUGCCGAUACGAGCGACAAAUAUAGCAGAAGCUAUAGAGUUAGCACCGAUUUGCCGCACACGCAGCCGCAGCAGCCAAAGAAACGCUGCUGCUGCUCCAAGCGCUGCUGCAUCAGUUAAAUUUGCCAACGGCCACACUUUUUGUCGCUUAUCAGUUACAAGCGCAUGUGAGUUUAAGCUCCAAGUUUUGUUUUUUAUCUAAUCACUGGACAUUCAAAUAAAUACAUAAUGAAUAAUUAAUUACGCUUGACGCACUGUCAAUUGUUCAUUCAAAUAAACGCAACACUCGACGCCAGUCAGUCAACAGUUCCAUAGCAAUUCAUAGCAAUGCCGCCGCCAAGACGCGCCUUUGGGCCAGGACCGCAGCGCAUGGGCGGAGGCUUCGCCGGGCCGCAGCGCAUGGGAGGCUUUGCAGCUGCUCCUCAGCGUGCGCCGAUGGGUCCAGGACUACAACGACCGCCUCCAAUGGCCGCAGCGCCGCCGCCGCCUGCACCACGCACCAAUGUUAAUGUAGAUGUCAAUGUUAACUCAAGACCACCGCCCAUGGGCAUGGGCGCCGGCAUAGGCGUAGGCUUGGGAGUUGGCAUGGGCAUGGGCAUGGGAAUGGGCAUGGGCGCCAGCAUGAUGCAGCCGCCAGUUGUCAUUGGUGCCGCUCCGGUUGUCAUCGGCGCCUCCGUAGCGCCGCCCCCUGUUAUAGUGGAAACUGUUGUGCCCGCGCGUCCUCCAGCAGCAACUGUUGUUGUCGGCGCGCAGCAGCCAAUGGCAGCGACCACAACAGUCUACACGCAGCCACGCGGCGAAGUUUGUUGUUGCUGCAUCUUGUGAGUAACGCUCCAGUGACUGUGAAUAAAAUUGUUAGGCCAAAUAUAUUUCAAUGAUAAGGAAACGCAAUUGACAGCUUAUGUCUUGCUUCAGCGACUAGAUAAAAAGUGUAAAGCACCAUGAACGAUGAAUAGAUAAAUAAAUGUGUAUAUAACAAAUUUAAGAAUUAAUUGUGUGGCGAAUCAAAGCGGAAAUUAAAUAAAUAACAAGCUGCUAAGUAUAUA